CUGGAGCGGACGAGAGCCAACGUGGCAUGGGAAGGGGUGCUGACCGAAAGUGCCGAGAGGGCCGAGAGCUCGACCGUGGCGCCAAAUCGGCUUCGGAGCGAUGGGCGUCGCGAAGGCAUGCGCGCUAACGGGCGCUGCCAGGCACCGCGGCCUGCGGUCAGUGAAAGCGGCCGCCUUCAAGCGAGACGAGACGGCCGCGGGCGCAGAGUCGCCCGCUUCUUUGAGGCUGAUGAAACGAGGACUCGCUGCGAAAGCUCUGGGUGGGAUGAAAUUAAGUCAAGUGGCCACCCCUUUAGGACCUCUGUCCUUGGGAGUCUCGGACGCUGGUCUGCACAUGGCGUAUUUUGACACUUGGUGGCGGGAGAGUGCCGAGGAGGAUACCGGGAACGGGACAGCCGAUGCGUUCAUGAGGGAGGCAAAAGAGCAAGUGGGAGAGUACUUCGGUGGACAUCGAAAUACGUUUUCGAUUCCUCUGGUUCCAGAAGGGACUUUAUUUCAGAAGAAGGCCUGGGCGGCUUUGGAGCAGAUCCCGUACGGAAAAACUGUCUGCUACGAGGAACAAGCUAAGCUGAUGAACGAGCCAGGCAAGGCUCGAGCUGUGGGGGCUGCGAAUGGGAAGAACCCCAUAUGCUUGUUCAUACCUUGUCACAGAGUCAUCGCUAAGGGAGGAAAGUUGUGCGGCUACGCUUACGGAAUGGAGAAUAAGAAGUUCUUAUUAGAUUUCGAGAUGAGCAAGUCGACCAUAUAGUGAUGGUGUUUCACGUGGACACAGCCUCUUGAGGUUUCAAUCUUUUGAGAGCUGUCUGAACCAGUGAAAGUUGAUUAUCUUCUCACAGCCUGGCGAAUGUACCCAUUCUAUUUGCAUGGUGCAAUCUGGCACCAAGGUGUCCAACCAUGUUGGACAUCAAACAAUUAAAGCUACAAAGUCUUCAAUGUUAUUUGCCUACAACUUAGUUCAAGAAACCAGCGAGUCGAAGAGUGCAGACGCCCUUCCUUCACUUCUUUGUACGAGUGGGCUAUAUUUGAUUGGCAGUGCAGUUGUCAGGAAUCAGAGAAAACGGAAGGUCGAAAUAGCGUCCUGACAAUAUCUGCCUGGCAAAGUAGCGGUUGGCUGCUUCUGUAUAGUGAUAUCCAUCCCAUAUGGUAAAAUUAACGGGGUUUGGGCAUGUUUGAGAAACCAGGAACAAGCCACCGUCAACUAUGCCAGUCUCGCCGCAUUGAACUUUAUCGUUGAAGUUGUAUGUGGAGGGAACUCCACAGCAAGAUUGGAUACCAACUGAUAUG
Molecule: messenger RNA, 1284 nt
Organism: Marchantia polymorpha subsp. ruderalis
Lineage: Eukaryota; Viridiplantae; Streptophyta; Marchantiopsida; Marchantiales; Marchantiaceae
Source: the annotation of a GenBank genome assembly